Molecule: messenger RNA, 1209 nt
Organism: Labrus mixtus (cuckoo wrasse)
Lineage: Eukaryota; Metazoa; Chordata; Actinopteri; Labriformes; Labridae
Gene: copz1
Product: COPI coat complex subunit zeta 1
Exons: 9
Coding region: 94-627 (177 amino acids)
Biological process (GO): retrograde vesicle-mediated transport, Golgi to endoplasmic reticulum; intra-Golgi vesicle-mediated transport; intracellular protein transport
Cellular component (GO): COPI vesicle coat
Source: RefSeq, a predicted model, not a curated record
ACUGCGUCAGCCAAUGGGAAACAGCCUCAUAUUCCGUGCGUAUGACGUAUCACACUGAUAGCCUGCUAGCCUGGUUUGCUAAAAAGAAAGAAGAUGGAUUCUCCCAUACUGGAACCAUCCCUCUACACUGUCAAAGCAGUCCUGAUCCUAGACAACGAUGGAGACAGGCUCUAUGCCAAGUAUUAUGACGAUACAUACCCUACUGUGAAGGAGCAGAAGGCGUUUGAGAAGAACAUUUUCAACAAAACACACAGGACAGACAGUGAGAUAGCACUACUCGAGGGCCUAACAGUUGUCUACAAGAGCAACAUAGACCUCUUCUUUUACGUGAUUGGAAGUUCCCAUGAAAAUGAGCUCAUGCUCAUGUCUGUUCUAAAUUGCCUUUUUGAUUCGCUCAGUCAGAUGUUGAGAAAAAAUGUUGAGCGGAGGGCUUUAUUGGAGAACAUGGAGGGGCUCUUCCUGGCUGUGGAUGAGAUUGUCGAUGGAGGGGUGAUCCUUGAGAGUGACCCACAACAAGUUGUGCACCGUGUGGCUCUCAGAGGGGAUGAUGUGCCUUUGACAGAGCAGACAGUCACACAAGUUCUUCAGUCGGCCAAAGAACAGAUCAAGUGGUCACUCCUGCGAUAGAGUCACCUCUAGAGCCUACCAGUGAGCCACUGCUCGGCAGAGUCUUCAUGGCACUGAUCCACAUGUUCCUUUGCCUCAGUUUUCCACUCCUACUAUCAGAGCUGUGAGGAGUUCCACUGGCUUAUCCAGUCGCACUCUCAGGACUACUACGACUUGACAGUUUGAUUUUCUUCUCUUUUUUUCUCCUUUAUUCUUCUUGCACAGGCUUGCAUUAUGUGACAUAAUCAACAUGAGGAUACGAUUUAGUGUACAUUCCAGUACCAGGGCUGACGUGGCCUGUUUUGUUUGUUUGUUUAUUUCAUUUCAGAACCCAGAACAAGUGUAUCUGUCUGUAAAACGUAGAUCAUCAUAUCCUGUGGCAGCAUUCCAAAUAUCUCCUUGAACAAGACUUUUAUCCACACCCCUUCAUUUCCUUCAGAUAACUACAAAGUUAUCGAGCCACUGUCUUACAAUCAGUUAACAUGCAUAUUGUGAUUUAAAGGUGUACAACUAGUACUGUACUUGUAUCUCUCUAAGCAGCGGUCAAAUCUGUUUGGGGAUCUUCCAUCGUUGGAUACUUUGAAUAAAUGUUUGUUGACACUG